GUAUAGCUGAAAGUUGUGGAGUUCUUCCUCCUCCCGCAGUUUGUUUCAUCAGCCACGUUACUCCACAUCCAGCCGGCAGAAAGAGUUUCACUCCAGAGUUUCAGGAAGAUGGGAGACCCUUUAACCGAGUACACAGCCCGACUGCAGCAGCAGGAGCAGGAGAUCCGGAGUCUCUCUGCAGAGAUUGAGAGUCUAAAAAACCCUCAGAACAUGAAUUCAUCUGCGCUUUUGGAUGAGCUGCGGGAUGAAAACACCAAGCUGAAGUACCGCCUCAACAUCCUGAAGAGGGGCCUGCAGGAGGAGAGGACUCACUGCGGUCAGUCCAUGAUGAACAUCAACCAGCGGCUCCAGGAGAUUUUCGGCGAGGCCAUCCGGGCUUCCUGCCCCGAGCUGGACAACCCUCCCCUGGCUGUCACGCCCAAUCAGCAGGCCAAGUUCGGAGACUACCAGUGCAACAGUGCCAUGGCCAUGGCCCAGAUGCUGAAGGCAAAGGGAUGUAAAAUCAACCCGAGGGAAAUCGCAGAGAAGAUCAUCCAGAACCUUCCAGACAACGAACUCAUCCAGAGAACUGAAAUCGCGGGACCAGGGUUCAUCAACAUCCACCUGAAGAGGGCGUUUGUGUCCAGGCUGUUGAGCAACCUGCUAAUGAACGGAGUGAAGCCCCCCCCACUGGCCUCCAAGAAGAAGGUGGUGGUGGACUUCUCCUCUCCCAACAUUGCCAAAGAGAUGCACGUGGGCCACCUGCGCUCCACCAUCAUCGGGGAAAGCACGUGUCGGCUGUUUGAGUUUCUGGGCUACGAUGUUCUCAGGUUGAACCACGUGGGAGACUGGGGGACACAGUUUGGGAUGCUGAUUGCCCACCUGCAGGAUAAAUUCCCAGACUACCUAACUGUCUCCCCGCCCAUCGGCGACCUGCAGGCCUUCUACAAAGAGUCGAAAAAGCGUUUUGACGAGGAGGAGGACUUUAAGAAGCGAGCCUAUCAGUGUGUUGUCAAACUGCAGAGCAAAGAGCCCGACUUCAUUAAAGGCUGGAACCUCAUCUGUGAUGUUUCCCGUAAAGAGUUUCAGAAGGUUUAUGACUGCCUGGACAUCACGAUCAUCGAGAGAGGAGAGUCAUUCUACCAGGACAUGAUGACAAAGGUGGUGAAGGAGAUUGAGGAGAAAGGCUUUGUACAGCUGGACGAGGGUCGUAAGAUCGUCUUCGCCCCGGGUCAGUCCAUCCCCCUGACCGUCGUCAAGUCUGACGGCGGCUACACCUACGACACGUCGGACCUCGCAGCCCUGCACCAGCGAAUCUUUGAGGAGAAAGCCGACAUCAUCAUCUACAUCACUGACAGCGGACAGGGCACACACUUCCAGGUGGUCUUUGCUGCGGCUCAGAUGAUUGGCUGGUACAACCCCCAGGUGACCCGGGUGGAGCACGCAGGCUUUGGAGUGGUGCUGGGGGAAGACAAGAAGAAGUUUAAGACCCGAUCUGGAGACACAGUGAGGCUGAUGGACCUGCUGGAGGAGGGACUGAAGAGGUCCAUGGACAAACUGAAAGAGAAGGAGAGAGACAAGGUUCUGACCCCAGAGGAGCUGAUCAAAGCCCAGAGGUCCGUCGCUUUUGGCUGCAUCAAAUACGCCGACCUCUCCCACAACCGCAUCAACGACUACGUCUUCUCGUUUGACAAGAUGCUGGAUGACCGGGGCAACACGGCGGCGUACCUCCUCUACGCCUUUACCCGCAUCAGAUCUAUAGCUCGUCUGGCGAACAUUGACGAGGCCACUCUGAGGAAAGCGGCGGAGACCACGGAGGUCCUGCUGGACCACGAGAAGGAGUGGAAGCUGGGGAAGUGCAUCCUCCGUUUCCCAGAGAUCCUGCAGAAGAUCCUGGACGACCUGCUGCUCCACACGCUCUGCGACUACCUGUACGAGCUCGCCACCACCUUCACCGAGUUCUACGACAGCUGCUACUGCGUGGAGAAGGACAGACAGACAGGUGAGGUGGUGAAGGUCAACAUGUGGAGGAUGCUGCUCUGUGAAGCCACAGCGACCAUCAUGGCCAAAUGCUUUGACAUCCUGGGCAUCAACCCCGUCGAGAGGAUGUGAUGUCACAGGGUGUGAUGUCACAGCGAUCCACCCCUUAUCCGCCUUUUCCCUUCUGCAUCCAAGUUCACCAGAAUUCCAGAACAGGACCAGGAGAAGAAGUGAUGGGUCUCUUUCACUCACGUCGAAGCCAAAACUCUCUUUAAGAAAUCAUUUCCACAGUUAUUAUAUCCAACCUGGGAGGAAAAACCUCUGUUCAGUCCGUUAAUUACAACAUCUCAUGUGAAGUUUUCUUUUUUAUUAAAGAACCAGUAUGACACCAAAACAUCA
This is a messenger RNA of Chelmon rostratus (copperband butterflyfish), 2358 nucleotides long. It is a transcript of the gene rars1, whose product is annotated as arginyl-tRNA synthetase 1. Gene Ontology annotation, molecular function: arginine-tRNA ligase activity; ATP binding. The transcript is spliced from 15 exons. Gene Ontology annotation, biological process: arginyl-tRNA aminoacylation. Lineage: Eukaryota; Metazoa; Chordata; Actinopteri; Chaetodontiformes; Chaetodontidae. Gene Ontology annotation, cellular component: cytoplasm. The record is from RefSeq and is a predicted model, not a curated record. The coding region runs from base 109 to 2091 and encodes 660 amino acids.